AAAAACCCUUUUUUUUUUUUUCAAAACUAAACAUGACUGACAAAAGGGGUCCAACUGAAAAAGAACUUCAAAACCUUGCUAAAAAGGUUGACAAGCUCGUAAAGAAGACAGAAAAGUUAAAGAGCACCGGUGCCUCGAGUUCUGCCCCUUCAAGUAGUCAAGAAGCUACCUUGCAGCAACUUCGACAAAUGAUGAAAGACAUGGCCAUGUUGGAACAAUCUGAUCCAACCAUGGCUGGUAGAAAGAGUAUGACCGACCACAAGUUUUGGAAUACACAACCUGUUCCUAGUCACGACGAGCAUAUCACUGAAUCCGGUCCCAUCGAGCCAGAUAUUCCAUACGAUCAAAUCAGAAAGGAACCACUUCCUUUGCCCAAAGAAUUCGAGUGGUGUGAAGUGGAUAUGGCAGAUGAAAAGCAGCUCAAGGAGUUAUACGAACUGUUGUCGCUAAACUAUGUUGAAGACGACGAGGCUCAAUUUAGAUUUGAUUAUUCGGCUGAAUUCUUGAAAUGGGCGUUACAACCACCUAAUUGGAAACAGUCAUGGCUGGUUGGUGUGCGUGUUGCUGCAAAUAGGAAGCUUGUUGCCUUUAUCAGUGGCAUUCCUGUUGCGCUAAGAACAUAUGAGCAUGUACAUCAUUUGGUAGAGAUCAACUUUUUGUGUGUGCAUAAAAAACUUCGAUCAAAACGUUUGGCGCCUGUCUUGAUCAAGGAAGUUACGCGUAGGGUUCACUUGGAGAAUAUUUUCCAAGCUGUCUAUACUGCUGGUGCAGUUCUCCCUAAACCUGUGUCUACUUGCAGAUAUUACCACAGAUCGCUCAAUCCAAAGAAGCUAGUAGAAUGCAACUUUUCACGUAUCCCAGCUAGAUCUACACUCUCACGUAUGAUAAAGCAGUUCAAAUUACCCGAACAAACGAGUACUCCCAAUUUAAGGGAGAUGAGAGAAGAGGAUGUUUCUCAAGUACGCGAAUUGUUGAAUCAAUAUCUGAGUCGAUUUGAUUUUGCGCCUAUCUUCGAAACAGAUGAGGACGUCAAACACUGGAUUCUUCCUCAUGACAAGGUUGUCUGGAGCUAUGUCGUUCAAGAUCCUGAAACGAAAAAGAUCACAGACUGCUUCUCGUUCUAUUCCCUUCCAAGCAGUGUCAUUGGUAAUCCCAAGCACAACACAUUGAAUGCUGCCUACAUGUUUUACUAUGCUAUUGAUUUAUCUGCUCAUGAGGAUAAGGACAAGCAACACAAAUAUAUUAAAAAGAGACUAAAUGAACUUGCCCAUGAUGCUUUAAUCUUGGCCAAGAAGGCUGACUUUGAUGUUAUGAAUACACUCAAUUUAAUGGAUAACGCAUGCUUCGUUGACGAGCAAAAGUUUGGUAAAGGAGAUGGAUUCUUAAACUAUUAUCUGUACAACUGGAAAUGUCCUGAUGUUACUCAAAGCAAGGUUGGUCUUGUUAUGCUUUAAGAACUAAUAAAAUACCUCACUCAGAGAUUGUUGCAUAUAAACCAAAUAAUUGAGUUUCUACAUAUAUAAAGAGUACAAAGCUCGAAGUGUAAUUGAAAAAUAAAUGGCAAUUCUUGAAAAAUAAAUAGCGUCUAGCUAAAAAAUAAUUGGCG
Rhizopus microsporus ATCC 52813 is the source of this 1606-nucleotide messenger RNA. RefSeq names its product N-myristoyl transferase. Lineage: Eukaryota; Fungi; Mucoromycota; Mucoromycetes; Mucorales; Rhizopodaceae. Gene Ontology annotation, biological process: N-terminal peptidyl-glycine N-myristoylation. The transcript is spliced from 7 exons. The coding region runs from base 33 to 1454 and encodes 473 amino acids. The record is from RefSeq and is a predicted model, not a curated record. Gene Ontology annotation, molecular function: glycylpeptide N-tetradecanoyltransferase activity. Gene Ontology annotation, cellular component: cytoplasm.